CACGCGGUAAAGUUGCAACCAUGCUGCUUGCCACCGUUCUGGUGCUGCUGGUGCUCGGGUGUUUCAUCGCUUUGGCGAUCGUGCGUGAUUUCCAGUGGAGACGAACGGAUGCAUACCGUGCAGCAAACCUCUAUCCCGGAGCUCCGAUCCUUCCUUUGAUAGGAAACCUGUGCGAACUCCUGUUUAAAAAUGCAGUGCAAACGUUCGCUUAUGCUCGUGAAAACGCGAACCGUUAUGGUGGAUCCUACAGGCAGUGUUUCAAUGGGAAUAUCAUAUUGAACGUCACUCGUGUCCGCGAAGCCGAAAAGAUCCUGUCCAGCACGCAACACAUCCGGAAGAGUAUACUCUACGGCUUUCUACAUUCGUUGAUGGGGGAUGGGUUGCUAUGCAGCAAGGGGUCGAAAUGGCAACAUCGACGCCGCAUUCUCACCCCAGCCUUCCACUUCAACAUUCUGCCCAGAUUUCUGGCCAUCUUCCAGGAGGAAAGUGUAAAAUUGGUCCAUCAGCUUGAUAGCCUGGCCGAUGGUGUGCAAGAGAUCGUUCUGCAACCAAUCGUGACCAGCUUUGCGCUGCACACAAUAUGUGAAACGGCCAUGGGUGUGAAGCUGGAUGCGUAUGAAGAGGCAGAUGAGUACAAGAAGCGUGUGUACGAGGUCGGUGAGAUGUUGGUCCAUCGCACGAUGUCUCCGUGGCUGUACAGUGAUUGGGUAUUUCGGAUUCUCGGUUACGAAGGUGCGCUGUCGAAGGCUUUAAAACCGAUUCACCAUUUUACGAGGAGCAUUAUCCGCCAAAGGAGAACAGAAUUCCAUGCCCAACGCCAGUUAGUACAGGAUUCGGAGGAAAACAUGUACGUAUGAUCACUAAAGCGGCGUCCGAAAGAAUUUCGCAUCUUAGUUUUCUUCUGCAUUCUCCAUCCUUCUGAUAGGUACUUUGGCCGCAAGGAUCGCUACGCCAUGCUCGAUACGCUGCUAACAGCCGAGGCGAAACAGCAAAUUGAUGAGGAAGGUAUUCGCGAAGAGGUGGAUACGUUCAUGUUCGAAGGCCACGAUACGACGGCCGCGGCCAUCAUGUUCACGCUCUUGGUACUCGCGAACGAACCAGAUGUACAGGACCGGUGUUACGCCGAGCUGCGGAACUGCGAUUCUACUCUAGCUCCUCUGACGGUGCAUGACUAUCAACAGCUUCCAUACCUGGACCGUGUGCUGAAGGAAUCUUUGCGUCUCUAUCCACCGGUGGCAUUUAUAUCACGCACGAUAACCGGAGAUCUAACUAUUGAUGAAGCUACGUUUGGCCACAACACUAUCGCUCACAUCCACAUCUACGAUCUGCACCGUGAUCCGAUCCAAUUUCCCGAUCCCGAACGGUUUGAUCCGGAUCGGUUUCUACCGGAGCAUGUAGCAAAACGCAAUCCGUAUGCGUACGUACCAUUCAGUGCGGGCCCGCGGAACUGCAUUGGCCAGAAGUUUGCCCUGCUCGAGAUCAAAACGGUACUGGUGACCCUGCUCAACCACUUCCAGUUAUUGCCGGUAACGCGCCGUGAGGACGUUGUGUUCGCCGCUGAUCUAGUGCUACGCGCCAAGACCCCUUUGAUAGUGAAGUUAGUGCGUCGUGCUGCACCUCUUCGAGUAGCUCUAGUACGUUCAGCCGUUAAUCGUAGCUCCAGUAUCGAGAUGGCACCCGAGACGGAUGCAGCGUUUUCCUCCUUUACAGUGAUCGUUGGCAUAUUGCUGCUGGUGCUACUGCUUUUGCUGAUCAGGGAUGUGUUCGACAAGAGUGGAUCGACAUACGCUGCCAUGCGCCAAUUCCCAGGCCCUACUAUAUUGCCCAUAAUCGGUACGAUGUACUCCUCCCGUGGCAUGAAUCCUGCUAGUACGUUUAUCAAGUUUCGAAGCUGGGCAUCGCGGUACGGUGGUUCGUAUACCCUUUGGUUAAACAGUGCCGUGUUCACUUUGAACAUAACCCGGUGCCAAGAGGCGGAACCGAUCCUGAGUGGAACGCGUAACACCGACAAAAGCAUGCUCUAUCGCUUUCUACAUCCGCUGCUCGGUGUCGGGCUGUUGAACAGUGCGGGUGAAAAGUGGCUCCAACGGCGCCGCAUCCUUACGCCGGCCUUCCACUUCAACAUACUGAACGGAUUCUACCGAACGUUCUGCGAGGAGAGUGAAAAGCUGGCCAAUCUCAUCGAUGCACAGAUGAGCAGAGGUAUUACGGAGAUCGAGCUGCAAUCAACGAUGUCCCAGUACACACUCAACACUAUCUGUGAAACAUCGAUGGGUGUGAAGCUGGACGCGAUGCAGGGUUCAGAAGAGUAUCGCUCGGGAUUGUACAAGGUCGGUGAGCUACUCCUCAACCGCGCCGUCCGUCCAUGGCUGUAUAGCGAUUUCAUCUUUUGGAUCCUUGGAUAUACCAGCCGGUUGAAUUGUCUAAUUAAACCCCUACACCAGUUCACAAUCGCUAUCAUAGCCCAACGAAGGCAACUGUUCCGGGAUGGAAUGCUAUCUAAUGCCCAGGUCACCGAUACCAACCAGCACCAGCCAGAGGACACUAUCUAUAGUCUGUCCUCUGCCAGCGGCAAAAAACGGUACGCUAUGCUCGACACGCUCCUGGCUGCCGAAGUCCGCGGACAGAUUGACGAAGCUGGCAUACGCGAGGAAGUGGAUACGUUUACCUUCGAAGGUCACGAUACGACGGCGGCCGCACUGGUCUUCAUCUGUCUGCAGUUGGCUUGGGAGCAGGAGGUGCAGGAGCGUGUCUACCAUGAGUUAGACGCGCUUCGGCAAACAAAAUCCUACACCACCAACAGUGGACAACACUUUGAUCCUCAGGACUUUGGUUCGCUGAAGUACUUUGAUCGUGUUAUCAAGGAGUGCUUAAGGAUGUGGCCUCCUGUCACAUUUAUCUCACGUGCCGUCAGCGAAAGUGUGUCACUACCGGAUGGUCGAACGAUUCCGCGUGGUUGCAUUGCCAACUUGCACAUCUAUGAUAUACACCGCGAUCCGGAACAGUUCCCCGAUCCGGAGCGAUUCGAUCCGGACCGCUUUCUGCCGGAGCGCGUGGCUACUCGUAAUCCGUACGCUUACGUUCCGUUCAGUGCGGGUCAACGAAACUGCAUCGGACAAAAGUAUGCAAUGCUCGAGGUAAAGGCUGCCGUCGCACAUCUAGUGCUGCGGUACCGUCUCCUGCCCAUCACACAGCGCCACCAGAUACGUUUCCUCACCGAUCUGGUCCUGCGUGCCUCCAACCCGCUCAAAGUCCAAUUUGAGCGACGUCAUGCAUAGUGGCUCGUUGAUGGUUAAGGGAGGUCGUUUAACCAAUCCUCUUUCCCACUAGAGUUUGUUAACCCAUCGUAUCAGCAAAGCACGAGCGAAUACGACGUGCCUGGGACAUUCUUAUCACCAUAUUUGUACUUCCUUGCUUUAAACAUAAAUCAUUGCCUUUCUUUUGUCCGAAGGUCGCAUAAGCGGGUGGCGAAAUACUACACUUAUUCUAUUUUUAGAACCGCAAUUAUCUUGUUGGUUUUUAAAUAAAUACAUUUUUGAAUUUU
Molecule: messenger RNA, 3544 nt
Organism: Anopheles darlingi
Lineage: Eukaryota; Metazoa; Arthropoda; Insecta; Diptera; Culicidae
Exons: 6
Molecular function (GO): iron ion binding; monooxygenase activity; oxidoreductase activity, acting on paired donors, with incorporation or reduction of molecular oxygen
Source: RefSeq, a predicted model, not a curated record